GACGCUCCUUCAGGUAUACUGGACCGAGGCCAUUUAGGGCUUUAAAGGUCAGCACCAACACUUUGAACUGUGCUCGGAAACGUACUGGGAGCCAAUAUAGAUCUUUCAAGACCGGUGUUAUGUGUUAUUCUCUAACCAUGGUGGCAUCCUGUCCCAUGAAAUUGCAGCAGGAUUGCAGCGUGAUUUUUCCUCCUCUUCCUUGGCAGCAGCAACAGCCGCUCCGCCGCAGCCAUGGGCCCCCCUGCCCACUUGGUCACAGGCCUGGUAGGAGCUGAGAAAUGGCACAGGGACACCCAUGCCACAGUUCACGACACCUCCAAGCUGACGCAGCGCUGCGCAAAGGAUGCCCUCGACCUUUGGUGUCCACUCCGAGCCCCAGGCCAGCCUGAGGAAACACCGUACGAGAAAAAGGUCAAGAUCGACUCUUGGAAAUUCAAGAUAGAUGUCCAUCCAACUGGAGAGGUGACAAGCAAGCCACCGGAGGGGCCGGGGGUGACCCUGUGGAGGAGCAAAAUCAAACCCCCUCCUUGGGUGUGCAAGAUGGCCUUGCCCUGCUGCCGCGACUACGCCACCCUCAAGAACAACGAGUAUGUGGCCCAGUACGUCAGGGAGACGCGGCUGGUGGUGAGCCGCCUACGACAGGCUCUCCUGGAGAUCAACGACCAGUUCAAGAUGAUGCUGCGUUUGAGAUUACAAGUGGACGCCACGCUGGAUCAAAUCCGCCAGGGCCUCGUUACCAACAAGCAGAGCCAAGCCAUUCGGGAGCACCGACCGGAAGUAGAGAAGGUACCUGACAAGGUAGAUGCACUGAUGAAAUGGGAGAAGAAUGAGUUUCUGAAACAGAAAGCCAAGCUGGAAGAGAUGAUGGCGAUGUCAGAAGAUCAUAUGAAGGCACUGGGCACAUGUCGGCAAACUCUGGAAAUGCUGUCCAAUGAACGGGGCCGUGUUCUGGACCUGAUACCGCAACCUUUCCGCAUGGUUCUCCUAGGGGCUGGGCGUGAUUCCUGGCUUGGACUGAGCCGUCCCUCAUCCCCCUGGGUGGAGCGUAACGAGACACCCGUCCCUAACCCCAUUGCACCCUUCACACCAGAGUGUGCGGCAGCUCUAGAGGAUGCCCGGCGCCUCACCUCCCUUACCAAGGUUGUGCUCCAACAGUUGCAAAAGGCCAUCAAUGAAGCGCAAGAGACCCGCAAUACAGCCCACACCACCAUUGAAAACAGCCUGCAGGGCAAGAGGGAUGAGACUCUCUGUCAUAAGGAACGGCUUGACAUUACUCUGGCAGGAACUCGCAGCACCCUGCAUCGCUGCCAACGUUUCCAGCAUGAGAUGCGUGUUACCCGGGGCAUGGCUUUGGGUCCUGAAAGUAGCAAGUACCUGGAGACACGGGAGAAGCUGACACGGCCAGUGGUGCAGGUGUACCAAAGACAUGUAGGAACACAGCUGCCUGAAGCUGCAAUCCUCAACCAGUCCACGCAACAGUUAGAUCGCUCUAUAGCAGAAACAGGGGAGAACAUUAAUCAGCUCAAAGCCACCCGACGUUACCUGCGCAGCUGCAUUCAUGACAAGCAGACGGGCUACCAUGUGGAUGGUAGUAUUAAACGGCUGCGGCAGCGCCGCAUGCUUCCACGCACUAACAUGAAUGAGGUUCUUGACUUGGUCUACACCUAAGGAGCAGAGCAAAUGCCUGGAGAGAUCAUACAAAUAAAGAGCUGAACAUGCUAGAAAGGCCCAGUAUAAUUUCCUCCCAACUGGGGAUGAGGGGAAAUAUACGACAGGCUGCAGUCACACAAUAGAGAAUCUAAUAAUACAGCAUUUUAAAGCUCAAUCAUUAUAUAUACAUAUAUAGAAAAUGCAAUUGCAAGUUUUUAGA
This is a messenger RNA of Zootoca vivipara (common lizard), 1870 nucleotides long. It is a transcript of the gene TEKTL1, whose product is annotated as tektin like 1. The record is from RefSeq and is a predicted model, not a curated record. Lineage: Eukaryota; Metazoa; Chordata; Lepidosauria; Squamata; Lacertidae.